This is a messenger RNA of Triticum dicoccoides, 4474 nucleotides long. RefSeq lists its product as uncharacterized. NCBI's taxonomy places the organism in Eukaryota, Viridiplantae, Streptophyta, Magnoliopsida, Poales, Poaceae. The coding region runs from base 1915 to 3354 and encodes 479 amino acids. The record is from RefSeq and is a predicted model, not a curated record. The transcript is spliced from 2 exons.
GCACAUUUCUUAUAUACUAUUUGGGCACACAAAUUCACCUUUUAUUGAGAUAUAUCCAUCCAUUCUUGCUAUGACUUGUUGAAUAUUCGAAUGAUAACCAUAAAAGAGAAUGUUGACUAGUGAAUUGUUUAUUUUGCAGAAAAGUGCGCAAAGGCACUAUAAUCGUCAAGACUUCUACUAUGUGGCUAACGAGAAGAGAGAAGGGCAUGAAAGAAAUACGUCAAGGCUUGAGCGUGAAGGAAAGAAGUAAUGUAGGGGAGCAAACUAAAAGAAAAGGAGGAUCUUCUUGGGAAGAAAGAAGAAAGGAGGAGGGCCAAAGUAAAAAAAGACAGAACAGAGGAGGGGAUCAAAAAUCCCUAGCGCAGCCGAUCCCCAUCAGGCCUGGCAUCUCACCUCUCUCCCUCACCCCUCCUUCUCCACCACCGGCCGUCGCCGCGGCCAGGCCGGCGUGGCGGUGCGCCUGCUGCUCCUCCACUCAGCCACGAGCACCAUCCGCCGCACCAUCCAUCCAUCCCAGCCGCGCCGUGCCAUCCAUCCACCACUCCACCAGCGUCACUAGCUCCACUUCACCACCGCGCCUCACCAGCGCCCACCUCGCGCGCCCCUCCUGCCGCUUCCUCUCUGAACCCGCUGUUGCUGCUGCAUCUUCCUUCUUCCUCUCGACCUCCUGUUGCUCUUCUCCAAGCACCGCUGCUGCUCCUUCCUUGCAACCCCCCUGCUGUUGUUCAUCCUCUCCACCUCCUUGCGCCUCCCUGCCGGUACCCUUCUCUGCUCAAAACUGCUGCUGCUUGUGCACUCCAGCUUCUCCUUCUUCUCCUGCCUACUGCUGGUUCUUCUUCCCCACAUCACUUUUGCUGCUCCUCUUCUCUGCCUCGCUACUGUUCUUCUUACCUGAACCUCAAAAUUGCUGCUGUUCUCUUCUAAACAACAAAACUGCUGCUACUACUACCUCAACCUCCUAUUGCUUUCUUUCUUUCUCACUCUCUUUUAAAUUUCUGUAAGAUUGAGACGCAUGUGAUUUGUAUUAUUCAGAUUUGAUAAGUGUUAGUAAUCUACUGUUGUUCAGUUCAGACUUCCUGUGUGUGUUAAUUAGUUAAAAUUGUCACUUGUGUACUGCUUGUUGCAGAUUCUUGCUCAUUUUUGUUGUCUAUGUGUUAGCUCAUGCAUCUGAGAAUUAUAAAGACAUAUGUGUGUGUGGUUGAUGUGAAACAAUUAUAUAUAUGUCUCAUGUUUGUUAGUUAGUGGUUUGUAUAAAUUCAGAUUACUACUUGUGAUUUAAUUUUGUAUUGAAAUUGUUCUCUGUGGUAGUCAGUUGUGUGAUCAUUCAAUUUUCAGUCUAUGUAUUAGCUCUGUACCUGUAAUAUAUGUUGUGACAUGAAGCAUUUUCAUCCUUGUCCAUUAUCUUGUUUCUUCACUCUGUCAUACGCUUGUUAGAUAAAUAUAUGUGUUCAUGUCCUGUUGUUCCCUUUUGUGUUAGCAUUUUAGUUUCUCAAGUAACAUGAAAACACCAAAAAAGACAAUAUAGACAAUCUGAACCUCCCCUUUGCUUAUUUUACAUUUUCUUUGGCGACGAUCUUCGGGAACUACCUUGUUAGUUUAGGUUUAUUUUCUUGCAUUUAUAAUCUGAGUUCUGUCACCUAGCUUUAGCCGAGCAUUGUUGCUGUCGCCUAGUCCCUGUGGAGAACACGACACUCACAGUUCGGGUGAAAUAUCCCGCAGUACUUUCAAUCGAUCAUUUUGGCGCCGUUGCCGGGGACUAGCGUCGUGUGACCGUGUUAGGCUAUAGACGAGGUUUUGCUUCUGUUUCUAUCUGGUGCCAUAUAUUUGUGAUAUAUCUCUUACCCCUAACCACUGUUCUAGUUAUCUUCUCUUUCUUUUCUUGUUCAUUUUGUAGGUUGAAUUGUCUUCUCGGAUAUGGCUUACUAUUCAAAUCAUCAUGCUUAUGCGAGCAACACUACAAACAACACGGAAAGUAUUCAAGAACUGAUAAGUAAGAUUUCCCAUCAAUUAGAUGAUUUAGCUCAGCAGCGAGGAGUAGUUUUUGAGGAUAGGCCUAGUUCUUAUUAUCCUUAUUCCGGAGGCAAUCCUUAUGUUGCUCCUACAUGCCAUAUUUGUGGAUAUCAGGGCCAUUCGCCCGCUGAAUGUCAGCGUGGUUACUCUCACACUCCAGAUUGUUUUGGCAUGAGCUUCGCUCAAGAGCAUAGCUCAUACCAAAACAAUUACUCACAUGGGUGUCCUGAAAACCCGAAUAUGUCAUAUAGGAGCAACAACCCCGAGAUCUCACCGCUUGCUUCUAGUAAUCAUAUGCAGGGAUUUAGGUAUGAAGAGGAGAGCCACAGCUAUGCUCCACAACAGUCUUAUUCAGCUCCUAUUCAUAUACCUCAGCACGAGGAGAUGUUGCCAAUGGAGUUAAAUGGUCCUCCAUUUGGUCAACCAACACCUUCAACACAAGUGCCUACUCAAGAUGAGUUUGAUGACAUAGACAAGUUCACACUUUUGAGUCUUGAGUUCAGUUGGAGUGCCGAGGAUGAUCCUAUUAGGAAGGUUAUACUAGAUGAAAUGAAGAAGAUCAAGAGUGGGAAUGAGCUAGUGGAAGAAGUAAAGAAGAUUGAGAAGAACAUCAACGCUGGCAGCUCUAUUUCUUCACAGCUAGAGCUGAGUGUUGCUGAGAUUCCCCUUGAUACAUGUGAGGUUCCAACACCUUCACAUUUCGUUGAGCAAGUUAGCAAGUGCCUUGAGCAAGAGAUACCUCAGAUUGAAGAAGAUGAACUAGAAGACAAGGACCAAGAUGGUCAAGAGCUGCAAUUCCCAAGUGAUCAAGUUGAAGACUCAUCAUCUACUACUGAAGAACUACAAGAAGCUGCUGUAGAUAAAGAUGAAGAUCAUGAGAUUCAUUUGCCUAUUGUCAUACCAGAGCGUGAUGUGUCAGGUUUACUCAAUCCUCUUGAUGACAUGAUGCCUUGUGAUUUCUUUGCUACUACCUUGCUUUACAUGAUACUAUCACUUAAGAUUGAUUUGAAAACUCAUUUGCUUGGAUAUGAUGAUAUAUACCCUGUUAGUGGUAUUACUCUCAUUUGUGAUGAUCAUAGUUACUUUCCUCGUGCUAAUCCUAUGCUUAAUGAAACAUAUCACUCCCAUGCUAGUCUUGCACUUAAUGAUAAAUGUCAUCCUCGUGUGAGUAUUGACCAUGCUGAUUUCUGCCAUCCUAAACAUGUGCUUUAUAGUUAUGCUUAUAUAAUUGGAUAUUCCAUUGAUGACUUGGAGGGCAUCGACCGUAUCACUUGUAGUUGUUUGUGUGAGUCCUAUUUCAGGCUUUUGCUACUGCACUGUUUACUACAUGCUGACCAGGUUUAAGGUGACAUUCCUUGGGAUCCUGGUGGAGUCACAGCAUGGCGAUGAGGGGAGCACAAACAGGGAACACAAACAGAGAAGAGUGGAGAGAAGAAAGUAGGAGAGAAGAGUAUACAAAUACCAGAAAAGUGCGCAAAGGCACUAUAAUCGUCAAGACUUCUACUAUGUGGCUAACGAGAAGAGAGAAGGGCAUGAAAGAAAUACGUCAAGGCUUGAGCGUGAAGGAAAGAAGUAAUGUAGGGGAGCAAACUAAAAGAAGAGGAGGAUCUUCUUGGGAAGAAAGAAGAACGGAGGAGGGCCAAAGUAAAAAAGGACAAAACAGAGGAGGGGAUCAAAAAUCCCUAGCGCAGCCGAUCCCCAUCAGGCCUGGCAUCUCACCUCUCUCCCUCACCCCUCCUUCUCCACCAUCGGCCGUCGCCGCGGCCAGGCCGGCGUGGCGGUGCGCCUGCUGCUCCUCCACUCAGCCACGAGCACCAUCCGCCGCACCAUCCAUCCAUCCCAGCCGCGCCGCGCCAUCCAUCCACCACUCCACCAGCGUCACCAGCUCCACUUCACCACCGCGCCUCCACCAGCGCCCACCUCGCGCGCCCCUCCUGCCGCUUCCUCUCUGAACCUGCUGUUGCUGCUGCAUCUUCCUUCUUCCUCUUGACCUCCUGUUGCUCUUCUCCAAGCACCGCUGCUGCUCCUUCCUUGCAACCCCCCUGCUGUUGUUCAUCCUCUCCACCUCCUUGCGCCUCCCUGCCGGUACCCUUCUCUGCUCAAAACUGCUGCUGCUUGUGCGCUCCAGCUGCUCCUUCUUCCCCUACCUACUGCUGGUUCUUCUUCCCCACAUCACUUUUGCUGCUCCUCUUCUCUGCCUCGCUACUGUUCUUCUUACCUGAACCUCAAAAUUGUUGCUGUUCUCUUCUAAACAACAAAACUGCUGCUACUACUACCUCAACCUCCUGUUGCUUUCUUUCUUUCUCACUCUCUUUGAAAUUUCUGUAAGAUUGAGACGCAUAUGAUUUGUAUUAUUCAGAUUUGAUAAGUGUUAGUAAUCUACUGUUGUUCAGUUCAGACUUCCUGUGUGUGUUAAUUAGUUAAAAUUGUCACUUGUGUACUGCUUGUUGCAGAUUCUUGAUCA